Molecule: messenger RNA, 1512 nt
Organism: Gadus chalcogrammus (walleye pollock)
Lineage: Eukaryota; Metazoa; Chordata; Actinopteri; Gadiformes; Gadidae
Gene: mettl2a
Product: methyltransferase 2A, methylcytidine
Exons: 9
Coding region: 48-1145 (365 amino acids)
Molecular function (GO): tRNA (cytidine-N3)-methyltransferase activity
Source: RefSeq, a predicted model, not a curated record
UACCGUGAGAGUCUACGCUGCGCGUCUUUCCGGCGCGCCAAUCCAACAUGGCAGCGCCCCAUGCUAUUGAUGUAAUGGACAGAGAAGGCAUGGAAGCCGGGGAAAUUCUCACCGAUUCUUCGAAUGGGGAUGCAAAACGACCUCAGUUUGGCACACGUUUCUUGACAGAUCCUCGACAAGUCUUCCAGCACAACGCGUGGGACAAUGUGGAGUGGACAGUGGAACAAGAGGCUGCUGCCAAGAAGAAGGUCCUAGAGAACAGCGAGCCGCUCCCCACAGAAAAGCAAGAUGAAUUUGAUUGCCGGGCAAACGAGUACUGGAAUGACUUUUACACGAUCCACGAGAAUCGCUUUUUUAAAGACCGCCAUUGGCUCUUCACUGAGUUCCCUGAGCUGGCCCCUAAGAGUUACCCCGGCCAUGAAUCCCUGUCUGAGUCAGCCAACGCCGAAGACAUUCAGCCAGGGGUUCCCAAGCAGGAACACAACAAUGAAGGCAGCGCUCUCCCUAACAUGGAUGCUGAAUUCCCCGGCUCCUCUGCCUCGUACCGAAUAUUAGAGGUGGGCUGUGGUGUGGGCAACACAGUGUUUCCUAUCUUAAAAACCAAUAAUGACCCAGAACUCUUUGUUUACUGUUGUGAUUUUUCGAGUACUGCGGUAGAGCUAGUCAAGGCUAAUCCAGAUUACGACCCUGACCGCUGUUUUGCAUUUGUUCACGACUUGAGCAACGUGGAAGCAGAUUUCCCUGUACCUGACGAAAGCCUUAAUGUGUUAGUGCUUAUAUUUGUGCUGUCGGCUUUGCACCCAAACAAGAUGCAGGCCUCUAUCAGCAGAUUGGCUCGCCUGCUCAAACCCGGAGGGGUGAUGCUGCUCCGGGACUACGGCCGCUACGACAUGGCACAGCUGCGCUUCAAAAAAGGAAGAUGUCUAUCUGAAAACUUCUAUGUAAGGGGUGAUGGGACGCGAGUCUAUUUCUUUACACAAGAUGAGCUCAAUGAGAUGUUCACAUUAGCAGGCCUCGAGAAGGUGCAGAACCUGGUGGACAGGAGGCUGCAGGUGAACCGAGGAAAACAAUUGACCAUGUACAGGGUGUGGAUCCAGUGCAAAUACCGCAAGGCUCACAGCCAGCUCCAGGACACGCAGGGUUGAGCCAGAAACAAGAAUGAGACCGUGUUCCCCGAAGAAAAACCGAGAACCAAAGAAAUGUCGACAAACAAGCAGAUAUACACUUGGCAAAAAGGUGUUAGGAUUUUUGUAAGGAGCAUUUGGUUAAACAUGAAAAGAAAGAAAACCUCUAAGGUAGCUAGGGUAAGGAGUCUGUCACCAGCGUCAUGACUGUGCCUCUUUAAAGUUGCAUCUUGUACUUAAAAGUGUUGGUGGUUCGUUGGGACCCUGGAGCCGGUGAAUAGUUGAUCUGAAUAUUGUAUUAAAAAAUGUUCAUCAAUCUAAAGGUUAUUUGUAAUGAUUAGUAUUUGAAAUAAAAUAUUCCCUUUUCCAACUCAAGUCUUUAUGAGCC